CUAUUAUUAGACUGAUAAAUGUUCGAUCGUUUAAUCACUAGUAAAAUGUUAUACCUAACUGAUUUAUCUGAAUGUUUAUGGAUAAUUAAUUUGUACUUACUACUUAGAAUCACGUUUUACUUUAUUCAUCCAACGUUGGAAAAAUAUGUUACAAUCAGAUUUAAUACUGAAAAUUUUGUGAAUACAAUCCUUUUGUUAGUUGAAUUAGAUUUAAUUGAACGUUUAUUCAACUAUAUGUAAAAACUAAGCUAAACCUACGUUGGAACACUAAACAUGGUUUAUUUUAACCUUAUUAACGAAAGGCGUUAUUUGAUUCAAUUGAACUUCAUCUCAGAAAUUUAUUUUAUUUAUAUACUGACAGCCUGAAUUUCUGAUGUAUUCUAAAUUUACAGUACCUAUGAAAAUCAGCUUUGGAGUAUACAUUGUCUCAAAUGUUCAAAUAUAGGUCGAUAAAUAAAUACAUACAAGCAUAUUUCUUGGUAUUAGCCACUUUAGAUCAUAUUUUUAUGAUAUACCAGUGGCUUCAUAUAACAUUAUAAAUUAGUAUCCCCACUUUUGUAUUUGUGUGGCAAGAAUAAAUAAUUCUUUCAUCAAUAAAUAACCACUUUUCGAAGCUGCGAUUGCAAUUUUCUCUGGUCCUGGUAUUCAUUUAUAACAAACAGCAGCAGAAUUCUCCAGCUUCUCUUCACCAGUCUUCCCUUCUCUUAUAUGUGGCAUAAUAUGAUAAAUUUGGGAUUAUAUCAUUUCACUAUUCAAUGUUUCAAUAAAAACAGAAACUAUUCUAUUACUAAUAAAAAGAUGUGUAUUUAUUUAAAUUUAAAUCUUAUUUUGAUUCUAUUUUUAAUUACAUUUGAUUUAUUAUCGAACUCUUUUUUAUCAUUAUGUUCUGAUUUACCUAAAUCAACAAAAUUAACAACUCCAUUGAAUACUUUGAAUCAGUUUAAACAUUGUUGUGAUGAUGGAUUAAUUGCUGCUCAUAGUUUAGAUUUACCAAUUUUAACAAGUCAAACCAGUGUAACUAAUACUGAAACAUGUGCAGAGAUUUUACAAUUUGGAACAUCAGUAGUUGAAGAUGAUGCUGAAAAUUUAUCUUCAAAUCAUUUUUGGUGUCAACGUGUUCAACAUUUCUGUUGUUUAUCAGCUAGAAGAUUAAAAGCUUGUCAAAUUGGUUCAGAUCAUAUUAUUAAAUAUAAUUCAAAUAAUUGUUCUACUAAUGAAUUUAAUCAUUUAAUUGACAAGAGAUUAACACCAAUCGCUCGGGAAUGUUGUUUAUGCCAGUUAAUAUGGCAUAAAAGUUUAUUAAAUGAAAAUAGUUUAUUCAAAGAUAAGCAGGAGUCUGUACAAAGUGCUUGCCCCAAUGGAAAUUGUUGUAGUUUUCUUAAUAAGAUAUUAAUGGAAGAUAAUACAACUUCAUCCAAAUCACCAAUGAUCAUGUCUGAUGAUCCCAAUGUUCAUAGAAUUAUAGCGGAAUAUUUGACUACAACUGAAGAAAUUGCUAUGUUGAUGACCACUUCAUCUACACCAGUUACAACGGAAAAACCAGUGGCAACGACAACAAGUACAACCACAACAGAAAAACAAAUAACAGACGACGAAGAUGACUUUUCGUUUAAUCUUGUUGGAGGCAUUGAUUUACCAGAUAUUUGGGAAGAAACAGAUAUUGAUAAUAUAUCACUUACCAAUAAAGCUACAAAUAAUCACACUACUGAUUCAGUUACAACAUCUACUCCUUCUACUACUCUUUCUUCAAAAACUGAUCAGACUACUAUUGCCAAUUCUAUCCCUUCUGUGGCGUCUACACCGGGGAUAACGGUUACUGCCACUACAACUACUACUUCUAGUCCUACUUCUACGAGUACUUUGGCAAAUGUCGACCAUACCAUAACCACUGAAGUGUCGAGCGAAACGACUCCUACUAGCUUAAAAGAAGUUAGUCACUUGGAAACUAUACAAUGUCAAGACAAUUUUGUUUGGGAUAGUGAUCAACAGUUGUGUGUUCGACUAGUGUUCUCAUGUCCAGUAGGAAUGUAUCUUAAUAAGGAAACAAAGAAGUGUGUUCUUGAGUCAAAAGAUAAAUCAGAUUGUCCUAUAGGUUACAAGUUAUCCACUACGCGAGAUGAAUGUGUAGACAUAAACGAAUGUAUUGAAGGUCUCAGCUCAGGUAUACUACCGUGUAAAGGUGAAGGAACAAGGUGUGAAAACUUACCAGGAUCCUACAAUUGUUCAUGUAUUUCUGGAUUUUCAAUGGCUUCAGAUGGGACCUGCGUUGAUAUUAAUGAAUGUACAUCAACUUAUAAUCCUUGUCUUGUUGGUCAACAAUGUCGUAAUUUAAUUGGUUCAUAUCAGUGUCUUCGUGAAGUCCCAUGUGGUUACGGUUAUGUAUUGAAUCCUAGAACACAACAGUGUGAAGAUGUUGAUGAAUGCAAAGUUGAUCCGCUUAUAUGUGGUAAAGGUAUGGCAUGUAUAAAUGUUCGCGGAGGUCAUAAAUGCGUUGAUUAUCAUUGCCCUGGAAAUGCAAAACGAAACAAAGUUGGUGAUUGCGUUCCAUGUCCUACAGGAUAUGUAUACAAUGCCUCAAGCGGAAUAUGUGAUGAUAUUGAUGAGUGUCAACAACCGAAUAAAUGCAGAUCUUGGGAGAAAUGCGUUAAUGAACGUGGCUUCUUUUUAUGUGAAGCUAAAUUAAACUGUGCUCAUGGUACACGAAUUAACACCAAUGGUACAGAAUGCCUAGAUAUAGAUGAAUGUUUGGAAAAAAGCUUUCAUUGUGAUGAUGGGAAAAUAUGUGUUAACACCUUAAGUUCAUACUAUUGUACAGAAUCCAAUUGUACUGUAACUCAAAUAUAUGAUUAUCAAGAAAGAAAGUGCACUUGUGAAAAAGGAUAUCGUAUUCUCGAAAACGAAUGUGUAGAUAUUGAUGAAUGCUCUGAAAACAAGCAUAACUGUACCUACGACAGUACUUGUAUGAAUCAUAUCGGAGGAUUUCGCUGCGUACGAAUAGAAGAAUGUCCAUCAGGUUUUAAACGGAAAUCUCAAUUUUCAAGAUGUGAAGACGUAAAUGAAUGUGAAUUGAACAUAGACAGUUGUGGUGCUCACACAUUUUGUAAAAAUACUAUUGGUUCUUAUCAGUGUAUAUGUAAACAUGGAUAUAAAAAUAUUAAUGAAACGGAUUGCACAGAUAUUGAUGAAUGUUCAAUAUUUACACCAGCGGAAUCUUGUCCUGAUUCAAGGGCUCGGUGUGUGAAUACACAAGGAAGUUACGUUUGUGUCUGCCCUGAAGGCUUUAUUUGGUUAGGUUAUCCAGACCUAAAAUGCAAAGACGUUAAUGAAUGCACUGAAAAGCCAGAUAUUUGUGGGAACGAACACCAGUGCGUAAAUAUGAUUGGCAGUUAUCGAUGCCAGUGUGCUCCUGGAUAUAAAAAUGGAGAAAAUGAAAAAUCGUGUGUUGAUAUCGACGAAUGCAAUGUGAAACCGUACAACAAUGAUAUUAAUUAUAUGUCACCAUGUCCAUAUUCAUUAUGUAUUAAUCAACCUGGGAGUUAUCAAUGUCAAUGUCCUGAUGGAUUUCGACUAGGGAGAGGAAAUCGAUGUUAUGAUAUUGAUGAAUGUCAUGAAAUGGAAAAUGUGUGUAAAUCAAAUAAUCCAUAUGCUCCAAGUCAAGCUUGCAUAAAUCUUAUGGGUAGUUAUCGAUGUGUAUCUGACGAGACUCCACCAAACUAUGUGAAACAUAGACUUGGUAAUGGAUUCAGGUAUGAACUUAAAGAUAAUACAAAAUGUUCAAACAUUGGAGAAAAAUGUAUUCAACGAAUGGAUGAUUUAUUCAUUGAACUAGAUCAAGAUGCACAUGCACCACAAACAUUAGCACGAAUCGAUACUAAAGGUUUACCUACAGGUGUUGUACGAAUAGAUUUAAGUAAACAUUAUGCAUAUCAAGCAUAUAGCGGAAAACAGAUACCUGUUUCAACAGCUUUUCGUCUACAACCAAGUCGUUCACAUAUUGGCAGUGUUGAAGUUCGCCUACUUCGUAAACUACCAGCUCCAAUGAAUAUUCUAAUCUCUGUUCAUGUGACAAUAUCCAAAGGUGAUGUAGAAAUUGCACAUGCUAUCACUAAACUUUACCUGUUUGUUACACAAUCAUUUUCUGAACGAUUGAGAACAAGCAGAAUAAGUCAAAGAGGAAUAAUUUAAAUAAUACGUUUCCCUACUAACCUUUACUCGUCUGCAUUUAAAUCUUUUUAUCAUUGUUCAAUUUGGAUCAUUGGGAAAUUUUUUACUCUCUUUCGGUUUGUUUUCCGUCCUUUUACACCUAAUAUUUUACUUCAAAAUUUACAAUACAUUAUAAAAUCAAUACAUUCAGUGAAAACAACCAUUUUACCAGGUAAUAUUCAUUCAGAAAGAAUACCGUAUACCUGCUGAUAUUGUAGACGACGAUUGGUAUCAGUUAUUAGUUUACUGCCAAAUCAGGAGUCACACAUGAACAUACAAUCAAUCAUUCAUCUAUACAUGCAUAGUCUAUUGCAUCUAAUACACAUUCAUAUUCUUAUACACUACUGUCAUCGAUACUAUCACACCUACGAUAUAUAUAUAUAUCCAUCAGAUUCAAUAAAUCAAUAGAUUACGCAACAUUGAUUAUAUUAAUAAACACCAAAGCAUACACAUACAUAAACAUACAUAUGCGCAUAUAUAUGUAAAUUAACCAUUUAUUUCUCGACCCUGUGUCUCAAUAAUUUCUUUCUUGUUUAAGCGCCACUUCAUGAGUAUUCAACCCUUGAUGAAAUUUUCGUUUUAUGAAUAUAUAUAUAUAUAUAUAUCAUAUUCUUAUCCGAGAAACAAAACUGAUACACUAUUACUAUUCUUAAUACCAUUACUAAUACUACUACUAUUGUUAAUUAUCACGUACUGCUGUAAUAUUUACGUUUGUGUAUAUGUAUGUAUAUGCUUAAAUGGCAUCACUUUAGUAAACAUUGAUUAUUAUCU
Schistosoma rodhaini is the source of this 4974-nucleotide messenger RNA. The record is from the annotation of a GenBank genome assembly. Lineage: Eukaryota; Metazoa; Platyhelminthes; Trematoda; Strigeidida; Schistosomatidae.